AUCAGGGAGACUGUUCAAUCACUAGAUUAUUUGUAUUACUUACCUUGUCUCUACUAGCACAAACAGGGUUCUUCUCCUGUUGAUAAUCCAUAUAAAUUAAUUAAAGUGCCUUUAACUUCGCCUGCAUACAUUUUACGGGGUGCCCUGGUGAAUAUAUCGAGUGCAACCUGAGAAGCAGAAGUAGGCUAGCAGAGUAAGGGAGGUUUAACAGAAUGGCAGACGACUCCUUGUUUGAGUUUCUCCAUAUGGAGAUUGUUUCGCACAUUUUCAACGAGCAGCAGUCGAGUAAAGGAGAGUUGGACAACAAGGACAGAGCGGCAUGUAUUUCUCUCUUAGAAGCGAUGGGUUUCAGGGUGGGACAAGGUCUCAUUGAGAGACUGACACGGGACACCCCCAGCUUUAAGGAUGAGCUGGAUAUUAUGAAGUUUAUUUGUAAAGACUUCUGGACUAAGGUGUUUAGGAGACAAGUGGACAACCUCCGAACAAACCAUCAGGGGACCUAUGUUUUACAGGACAACAAGUUUUCUUUACUGAGUCAGUUUUCUGGUGGGAAACAAUAUCUGGAUCAGGCCCCCAAGUAUCUUGCGUUUUCUUGCGGUGUGGUGAGAGGAGCUCUGUCUAACCUCGGGCUGGAGAGUGUGGUGACAGCUGAGGUCUCCAUCAUGCCGUCAUGUAAGUUUCAGGUGGUCAUCCAGAAGCUGUGACCCGGUUGCCUUGGUUACCCCGGUACACAUAAAUGGUGCCAUGGUGUUGGGAGGGUUGUACCUGCAUUUCCACUGAUCAUAACGGACAUUUGCAUAUAUUAUCACAAAUGGGUCAAGUGGGUGAUGGAUGGGUCAACUCAGAUCCUCCAAACCACUGUUUGGACUUCAACCAGGCUCUUUAGUUCAUUUUUGGUUUUGUGCUUUUUUUUUUCUCCUCUGUUUUAAUUUUUGAAAUGCUUGUCCAUUUAAACCGUGUAAUAUAAAAACUUAUGAGUUCUUGUGUAAAGUAUUUUUGAGAGAGGCUGGCAGUGCACUGACUGAUCAGCUAAAUGUUAGAACCAUUUAUCCAAAGCAAACUUCUGACUAAAUCUGUCUAAACAUUCAUGAUUGGUAAAAGGUUGCUUCAAUGAACUAACUGGGGGAGCCUCGCGUGGGAACAAAACUGCUGGACCUAAAUAUUAAAUGUAAAGAGUUGCUUAUCAGUAGGUGUAGUAAAAAAAAAACAAACACAAAAAUAAAGCCAAUUCUACAACUAGAAAUAUAAAUUCCUCCUAUAUUUUGUUCCCUGAUUAUCUAAGUUAAUGUAAACCUGACGCAAGUUUAGGACAUCACUUGAAUUUCGAAUGAAGCUUAAACGGCAAACUGUUUGCUAAAUGUCGGAUGCUGGUGGUGUAUGCUGCCAGUGGUCGUAAAGUUUGUGAGCAGAACAGGUAUGAAAAAAACCAGACGGCAGAACUGCAUCAAGGUCUGGUGUUUUGCGCUGCCUUCUGUCAUUUUUGCCUCUCUGCAAUCAAUUGGUAGUAAUUUGGAUUCAUGUUGCUGGCGUGUUGUUUUAAAUUGAAUUAGGUUACGCAGAUCUUGUGUUCCCAAGUCAAGCGUGCAUUAAAAAUGUGUAAUUAGAAUCAGAUCUUGUUUGUGGGGGACACUGAUCUUCUAAGAUGAUUGACCUAUUUCUACCAAAUACUACAUUUAGAAUACCGACCUGAUUUCACAUGUCUAUAUCUUUUCUCAGUCGGCUGUAAAUCAUGUUCGUAAAAUUUUUUUCUUGAACUGCGUUAUGUUCAGUAACAAUGUGUUUGUUCUCUGUUCAGUCGUAGGGUCUUAAAACAAGACUUCUCUAUGUAAACUUAAUAAAACUAUGAUGUAAUAAAUAAUGCUACACUCCA
Messenger RNA from Poecilia reticulata (guppy), 1870 nucleotides. It is a transcript of the gene trappc6bl, whose product is annotated as trafficking protein particle complex subunit 6B, like. Gene Ontology annotation, biological process: regulation of GTPase activity; endoplasmic reticulum to Golgi vesicle-mediated transport. Gene Ontology annotation, cellular component: trans-Golgi network; cis-Golgi network; TRAPP complex. Lineage: Eukaryota; Metazoa; Chordata; Actinopteri; Cyprinodontiformes; Poeciliidae. The record is from RefSeq and is a predicted model, not a curated record.